Messenger RNA from Medicago truncatula (barrel medic), 810 nucleotides. RefSeq lists its product as uncharacterized. The record is from RefSeq and is a predicted model, not a curated record. Bases 1 to 810 code for a protein of 269 amino acids. The transcript has 2 exons. Lineage: Eukaryota; Viridiplantae; Streptophyta; Magnoliopsida; Fabales; Fabaceae.
AUGGUAACACCGAGGAACUCUGUUUGUUUGAGAAAGGAGGUUGGAGGUUUGGAGGUAAGGAGAAUUAGUGAGUUUAAUAGUGCAUUAUUAGGUAAGUGGUGUUGGAGAUUGUUAGUUGAGAAGGAGAGUUUGUGGUAUAGGGUGUUGUCUUCGAGAUAUGGAGAGGAGGGUGGUAAUUUAUUGGACAGUGAAAGGUGUGCCUCGGCUUGGUGGCGUGCUAUUGCUGCCUUGCGGAGGGAGUCUUGGUUUAGUAAUAAUGUCUGUAGGUUGAUGGGGGACGGGAAGAAUACAAAUUUUUGGGAGGAUGUGUGGAUUGGUGGGGUGUCCCUUAAGGAGAGUUUUAGCAGGUUGUUUGAGUUGUCGGUAGAAAAAGGGGUAUCAGUUUUUGAUAUGUUCCACUUGGGGUGGGGGGAGAACAGUGAGGCGUGGAAGUGGAGGCGGAGGCUGUUUGUGUGGGAAGAGGAGAAGACUACUCAGCAGAUUGUUGACACUCCUGUGGAUGUGAAGUCGCUAUGGCAAAAGGAUAUCCCUUUGAAGGUUGUGAUUUUCGCUUGGCGAUUGUUUCGGAAUAGAUUGCCGACCAAAGAUAACCUGCUUAGGCGUGGAAUUCUCAAUAAUAAUGAUACUUGUCUGUGUGUAGCCGGGUGUGACUCUCUAGAAACUGCUAAUCAUUUAUUUUUGCAUUGUCCUUUAUCUGGGUCAGUUUGGAAUUUGAUUCUUCGGUGGGUUGGUCUGUCUACGACCGCUCCGUUCUCGCCAUCAGACCAUUUUACUCAGUUCAUAUUGGGUGGUGGGGGACCUCAUAUGUGA